Beta vulgaris subsp. vulgaris (sugar beet) is the source of this 904-nucleotide messenger RNA. RefSeq names its product auxin-induced protein IAA6. Gene Ontology annotation, molecular function: protein binding. Lineage: Eukaryota; Viridiplantae; Streptophyta; Magnoliopsida; Caryophyllales; Amaranthaceae. Gene Ontology annotation, cellular component: nucleus. The coding region runs from base 156 to 719 and encodes 187 amino acids. The record is from RefSeq and is a predicted model, not a curated record. Gene Ontology annotation, biological process: regulation of DNA-templated transcription. The transcript has 3 exons.
GUGACCGACCACUUCCCACUCUUUGACCUGUCUUUGAUCAUUUCAUGUUCUUCCUCUUCUUCUUUGUAUAAAAACUAACUUGUUAGCCAUUUUUAUGAGCUCAUUCAUUCAACUUCAUCUAAUUAACAAAUAAAAUUCCCUUCAUAGCAAUAAAAAUGUCGAAAGCGGGUUUCGAACACGAAAUCACUGAACUAAGGCUAGGCCUUCCUGGUGGAAAUAUAAGGGUUGUAUGUGAUGAUCAAGUGGAGAUCAAAAAUGAAAAAAAGAGGGUGUUUUCCGAUAUAGUUGGCGGCCACACCGAGAAAGUAUCGGUGGCGAACAACAAAAGCGCCGCGGUCGGGUGGCCGCCAGUGUGCUCAUAUAGGAGGAGGAGCAUUGGUAAUGAGAAGGAAUGUAUUGAGGCAUCAAAGAGGUUGGUUAAGAUUAGCAUGGAUGGUGUGCCUUUCCUUAGGAAGAUUGAUGUCAAUUGUUACCAACAAUAUUCUGACCUUACUAGUGCUGUUGAAAACCUCUUUAGCUGCUCUGGCAUUAGCGAGGCAUUGAAAGAUGCGGACAAUUGUGAGUACGUUCCCAUUUAUGAAGACAAAGAUGGAGACUGGUUGCUCGUUGGAGAUGUCCCGUGGAAUAUGUUUGUUGAUUCAUGCAAAAGGCUGAGGAUUAUGAAAAGAGCAGAUGCCAAGGGCUUUGGUUUGCAGUCAAAGAAGCAAUGCCAUGGGUGAAGAUCGAUCUUUUAAGUUAAGAAACAAGCUCAAUUAAGAGAUACAUACAAUAGUAUAGCCUUAUGUAGAGAAACUUAAGUUUAUUCCUUUUGCUUUAAGUUGCUACUAUCUCCUGUAUUAAUUAUUUGGCUAGAAAUAUUCUAGCUUAUUUGCGUUUAAUUAAGAUCAAUGUGACACUUAUACAA